Adelges cooleyi (spruce gall adelgid) is the source of this 8778-nucleotide messenger RNA. It is a transcript of the gene CadN, whose product is annotated as neural-cadherin. The coding region runs from base 547 to 8634 and encodes 2695 amino acids. The record is from RefSeq and is a predicted model, not a curated record. Gene Ontology annotation, molecular function: calcium ion binding; cadherin binding. Gene Ontology annotation, cellular component: plasma membrane; catenin complex. NCBI's taxonomy places the organism in Eukaryota, Metazoa, Arthropoda, Insecta, Hemiptera, Adelgidae. The transcript is spliced from 34 exons. Gene Ontology annotation, biological process: homophilic cell-cell adhesion.
GCCGGGCUGCCCAUACGGUACGCCAUCGUGGACGGCAACGACGACGGCGCGUUCACGCUCAAGACGGCCGAGAAUAUCGCCGGCAACAUCACCAACAAGUCGUACUACAAGGGCGUGCACCUGGUCACCAAGCGGCCGCUGGACCGCGAACAGAAGCCGUCGUACGACCUGAUCGUGCAGGCGGCCGACGGUAGCGGCAUCGACAAGGCGUACACCAAGAUCCACGUGCAAGUGCUGGACGUCAACGACAACGACCCGGUGUUCUUGCAGACGCUGUACCGGAUCAACGUGGACGCGUUCAACCUGGGCCUGGACAACGGGUCGGCAGAGGCAGCCGGACCGGGACGGUACUCGAACGUCGGCCGCGUCGAAGCCACCGACGCGGACGGCGACCACGUGGCGUACAGGCUGUCCGCGCCCAGCUCCGUCGUGGUGGUGGUGCCGCAGACGGGCGAGCUGCUGGUGUCCGACGACGUGCUCAGGGCCCACGAGUACUUCGAGUGUCAGGUGACGGUGAACGCGCACGACCUGCGCACGCCGUCCCGCAUGGCCGUCGAACCGGCCACCGUGUGGAUACAGUACAACUUCGUGGUGCUCGACGACGACAUACUCAUGCAGGACUUCAACGUGUACGACGACGCCGGCGACCAUCGGAUCUACAAGCGGCGCGUCACCCGGGCGGUGAGGCCGACCAAGAGGAUCGAGUUCACCGAGACGGACGGCGAACAGGAGGGCCGCAGCGUGUUCCCGCUGGAGAAGGAGACGGAAAAGGAGACGUUCAAGAUCCGGGACGAGAACCCGUGGGUGACGGUCGAGCCCAACGGCGCGGUCCGGGUCAAGAAGAAGUGGGACUACGAAGAGCUGGGACCGGAAAAGACCAUCGACUUUUGGGUGACCAUCACCAACGCCGACGUGGGAGAUACGGACAACCAGAGAGUGAUCAUACACGUGAAGGACGUGAACGACGAACCGCCUUACUUCAUCAACCGUCCGCUGCCCAUGCAAGCGGUGGUUCAGCUGAACGCACCGCCCAACACACCCAUAUUCACGCUUCAGGCCAGAGACCCGGACACCGACCACAGCAUUCAUUAUUUCAUCGUGCGAGACAGGACCGGGGGAAGGUUCGAAGUGGACGAACGGUCCGGCGUGGUGCGUACCAGAGGCACGGAUCCGUUUCAGCUUGACAUGGAAUACGUUUUGUAUGUGAAAGCCGAAGACCAAAACGGCCGGAUGGACGAGCGAAAGUUCCAGGCCACGGCCGAAGAGCGCCUGUCCAUCGUGGGCGGAAAAAGAGCACCGCAGUUCUACAUGCAAUCGUACGAAGCGGAAAUACCGGAAAACCAAAGGAAGGACUCUGACAUUAUAUCGGUAAAAGCCAAGUCGUUCGCCGACCGAGAAAUAAGAUACACUCUCAAGGCCCAGGGUCAAGGCGCCGGUACUUUUAACAUCGGACCGACAUCGGGCAUCGUUAAACUGGCCAAAGAAUUGGAUUUCGAAGACUUGAGACAGCCACACGUUUACUCGCUCAUCGUCACCGCCACCGAAGAUUCCGGAGGAUUUUCCACUUCGGUCGAGCUCACCAUCCGCGUGACUGACGUCAACGACAAUGCACCCAAAUUCGAGUUACCAGACUACCAGGCUCACAACGUGGACGAGGACAUUCCUCUGGGCACUUCCAUACUCAAGGUGAAGGCGAUGGACGCGGAUUCUGGGGAAAACGCCGAGAUAGAGUAUCACGUCAGUGACGACCAUUUCGCCGUGGACUCGUCCGGCAUAGUCAACAACAACAAGCAAUUGGACGCUGACAAUAACAACGCUUACUACGAGUUCGUGUUGACGGCCAAAGACAAAGGUGAGCCCCCCAAGACCGGAACGGCUACUAUCAGGAUUUACACGAAAAAUAAAAACGAUGAAGAACCCAAGUUCUCACAACAGGUGUACACACCCAACGUGGAUGAAAACGCCGGGCCUAACACGCUGGUCACGACGGUAGUGGCGUCGGACAAAGAUGGCGAUAACGUGAGGUUCGGCUUUGUUGGCAGCGGCACGUCGUCCGGUCAGUUCGUCAUCGAAGAGAUAACUGGUGUCAUCCGUCUGCACUCUAAGUCUAUAUCUCUGGAACGCGACAAAUACGAGCUGAACGUGACCGCCAUAGACGACGGCGCAUGUUGCGUCAACGGAGCCGCCACCAUACAUACCAGUACCGCGGUCGUGGUAGUGUUCAUCACGGACGUCAACGACAACAAGCCCGUGUUCAGGGAAUGUGCCAAGUAUAACCCCAAAGUGGAAGAGGGCGCUCCCAACGGGAGUCCGGUGCUCAAGGUGCACGCGACCGACGAGGACAAAGGAGUCAACGGUCAAGUCAAGUACUCAAUCGUACAGCAGCCCAAUCAGAAAGGUACCAAAUUCAUCGUUGACGAGGAAACCGGAGAGGUGUCCACCAACAAGGUGUUCGACAGGGAAGGCGACGACGGCAAGUUCGUUUCGGUCACCAUCAAAGCGACCGACCAAGGAGAUCCGUCUCUAGAAGGCGUAUGCUCGUUUACCGUCGAGAUAACCGACGUCAACGACAACCCUCCGCUUUUCGACCGACAGAAAUACGUGGAAAACGUCAAGCAAGACGCCAGCAUUGGUACCAACAUACUCAGGGUGUCCGCCUCGGACGAGGACGCCGACAAUAACGGCGCCAUUGUGUACUCGUUGAGCGCACCUUAUCCCGGAGACGACCUGGACUACUUUGAGAUCCAACCCGAGUCCGGUUGGAUCGUCUUGAAGAAACCGCUCGACCACGAAAAGUAUCGUCUGCGCGUAAGAGCCUCGGAUUGUGGUCAGCCACCGUCGUCGGCUGAAGUCGAUAUCGAGCUGGACGUAGUUGACCGGAACAAUAAGCCUCCUCUGUGGGAACGCACCGUGUACGGCCCCACGCACGUCAAAGAGAAUGUCACAAUCGGUACCAUAGUGAUCUCGGUGAAAGCCAGUUCGGGAAUCGAAGGCAAUCCGACGGUGUUCUAUCGCCUGAUGCCUGGCUCGACGGCUCAAACCAACAAGUUCCACACGUUCUACCUGCAACAGAGACCCGACAACGGUUUCACGUGGGCCGACAUCAAAGUCAAUCAUCCGCUGGACUAUGAGACCAUCAAGGAAUACAACUUGACCAUCCGCGUGGAGAACAACGGGGCUCAACAGCUGGCUUCCGAGGCGACGGUGUUUAUCAUGUUGGAGGACGUCAACGACGAGAUACCUUUGUUCACGGAACGCGAGCAGGAGACGGUUCUGGAAGGUGAACCGAUCGGCACCAAAGUCACGCAGGUCAACGCCAUCGACAAGGACGGCACGUUCCCGAACAACCGGGUCUAUUACUAUGUGGUGGAUUCGCCGCGUAACGAGGGCAAGGACUACUUCGAGAUCAACACCGAGACCGGCGAAGUGUUCACCAAAGUGGUGUUCGACAGGGAAAAGCAAGGGGCUUACGCCCUGGAAGUGGAAGCCAGAGACGGAGCUCCGUCCGCUCGGCCCGGCAACGACAACGCUCCCAAUUCCGUGUCCAAGUUCAUCCGCAUUGGCAUCGCCGACAAAAACGACAACCCGCCGUACUUCGACAAGGCUCUGUACGAGGCCGAGGUGGACGAGAACGAGGACAUCCAACACACGGUGCUGACGGUGACGGCUAAGGACCACGACGAAUCGUCCCGAAUCCGGUACGAGAUCACUGGAGGCAACUUGGGCGGUGCUUUCGCCGUGAAAAACAUGACAGGCGCCAUUUACGUGGCCGGACCGUUGGACUACGAGACCAGGAAACGAUACGAGCUGCACUUGUCGGCGUCGGACAAUCUCAAGGAAAACCAUACGAUAGUCGUGAUCCACGUGAAAGACGUGAACGACAAUCCGCCGGUGUUCGAACGGCCCACGUACAGGACUCAGAUCACCGAAGAGGACGACCGCAACUUGCCCAAACGCGUGUUACAGGUGACGGCCACCGACGGCGACAAGGACCGUCCGCAGAACAUCGUGUACUUCCUCACCGGUCAGGGUAUCGAUCCGGACAAUCCGGCCAACAGCAAAUUCGACAUAAACCGCACUUCCGGAGAGAUAUUCGUGCUCAAGCCUUUGGACAGAGAUCAGCCCAACGGUAGACCUCAGUGGAGAUUCACGGUGUUCGCGCAAGACGAAGGGGGCGAAGGCCUGGUUGGCUACGCCGACGUGCAGGUCAACCUGAAGGACAUUAACGACAACGCUCCCGUGUUCCCGCAGGGAGUGUACUGGGGCAACGUCACCGAAAACGGAACGGCUGGAAUGGUCGUGAUGACAAUGACGGCCGUGGACUACGACGACCCGGCCGAGGGCACCAACGCCAAGCUGAUCUAUUCGAUAGAGAAGAACGUGAUCGAAGAGGAGACGGGCACGCCGAUAUUCGAAAUAGAAUCCGAAACGGGAGUGAUCAAGACGGCCGUGUGCUGUCUGGACAGAGAACGGACGCCGGACUAUUCCAUCCAGGUGGUGGCCAUGGACGGCGGAGGGCUGAAGGGCACCGGGACCGCGUCCAUCCGGGUCAAGGACAUCAACGACAUGCCGCCGCAGUUCACCAAAGAGGAGUGGCUGACCGAAGUGGACGAGACCGACGGUUUCAACCUGCCCGAGACGCCCAUUCUCACUGUGACCGUUCACGACGAGGACGAGACCAACAAGUUCCAGUACAAGGUGAUCGAGAACAGCGGUUACGGCGCCGACAAGUUCACGAUGGUCCGCAACAACGACGGCACGGGCUCGCUGAAAAUCGUUCAACCGCUGGACUUUGAGGACCAACUGCAGAGCAACGGGUUCCGUUUCAGAAUACAGGUCAACGACAAGGGCGAAGACAACGAUCACGACAAGUACCACGUGGCUUACUCGUGGGUGGUGGUGAAACUGCGCGACAUCAACGACAACAAGCCGCAGUUCGAACGGCCCAACAUCGAGGUGUCCGUGUACGAAAACGUGGAGGUGGGCAAGAGCCUGGAAACGUUCAAGGCCACCGACCCGGACCAGGGUGGCAAGAGUAGAGUGUCGUACGCCAUCGACCGCGCGUCAGACCGCCGCCGGCAGUUCCGCAUCAGCCAGGAGGGCACGGUGUCGAUUCAGCGGCAAUUGGACAGAGAGGAAACCCCCAGACACCAGGUGAAAAUUUUGGCCAUCGACGACGGUAUACCGCCCAAAACGGCCACCGCCACCCUGACGGUGAUCGUGCAGGACAUCAACGACAACGCGCCCAAACUUCUGCGGGACUACCGACCCAUGUUGCCGGAACACGUGCCCGCCAGAAAGGUGGUGGAAGUGUUGGCCACCGACGACGACGACCGGUCCAAGAGCAACGGGCCGCCGUUUACAUUCCGAAUGGACCCGAACGCGGACGACGUGAUCCGAGCUUCGUUCAAAGUGGAACACGACCAGAAGGGCGCAAACGGCGACGGAAUGGCCGUCAUUUCAUCCCUGCGGUCGUUCGACCGGGAACAGCAAAAGGAGUAUCUCAUACCGAUAGUGAUCAAGGACUCGGGCAACCCGGCCAUGACCGGCACCAGCACGCUGACCGUCAUCAUACGGGACGUGAACGACAACAAGAUGCAGCCGGGAUCCAAAGAGAUAUUCGUCUACAACUACAUGGGCCAAGCACCCGAAACGGAAAUCGGUCGGGUGUACGUGUACGACUUGGACGACUGGGACUUGCCGGACAAGAAGUUCUACCCGGACAGCGUGGAGCACCCGCGGUUCAAGCUCAACGACACCACGGGCAUGAUCGUCAUGCGCCACGGCACCCGCGAAGGACAGUACGACUUGCGGUUCAAGGUGUACGACAGGAAGCACACGCAGACGGACAUAUCGGCCAACGUGACCGUUACCGUGAAAGAGAUAUCGCACGAGGCCGUCAUGAACGCCGGAUCGAUCAGGAUAGCCGGGAUUUCGGACGAGGACUUUAUCAGGAUAUGGAACUACAGGACGCAGAGUUUGGUCAGGAGCAAAUUGGACAGAUUCAAGGACAAACUGGCCGACAUACUCAGCACUCCCAGGGACAACAUUGACGUGUUCAGCGUUCAGUUGAAACAGAAAUAUCCCCCUCUGACCGACAUCAGGUUUUCGGCUCACGGUUCGCCUUACUACAAGACGGUCAAGCUCAACGGUCUCAUACUUAUGCACCGCGAAGAGAUCGAGAAGGAGGUGGGCAUCAACAUCACCAUGGUCGGCAUCGACGAGUGUCUGUACGAAUACGCCAACUGCGAGGGCAGCUGCACCAACGUGCUGGAGAUAAACACCUUGCCUUACAUGGUGAACGCCAACAAGACGGCGCUGGUCGGCGUCAGAAUCGAUUCUUACGCCGAAUGCACUUGCGGGGCCCGGAACUUCUCCAAGAUGGACACGUGCAAAUCCAGCCCGUGCCUGAACGGUGGACGGUGCACGGACACCAGGAACGGGCCGGCGUGCGAAUGCCCGGCCGGUUACAACGGACCCAGGUGCCAGCAGACGGCCAGGAGCUUCAGGGGCAACGGCUGGGCGUGGUAUCCGCCUCUGGACAUGUGCGACGACUCGCAUUUGAGCCUGGAGUUUGUCACCAGGAAAGCGGACGGACUGAUUCUCUACAACGGGCCGAUAGUGCCGCCCGAACCCGAAGAGACGUUGGUGUCGGAUUUCAUUUCGGUCGAAUUGGACAGGGGACAGCCGCGUCUGCUCAUCGACUUCGGCUCGGGCACGCUGGAACUCAAAGUGAAAACCAAAAAGAGCUUGGACGACGGCGAAUGGCACAAGAUAGACGUGUUCUGGGACACCGAGAACGUACGUCUGGUGGUCGACAAUUGCCGUUCGGCCGACAUCUCCGAGCUGGAAGACGGUUCCCAUCCGGACUUUGACGACUCUUCGUGUCAGGCCCAAGGCACCAUACCGCCGUUCAACGAGUUCCUGAACAUCAACGCGCCGCUCCAGCUGGGCGGCAGGUACAUACAGGACUUCGACCCGACGCAUUACCACUGGCAAUCGGCCCCGUACGGCAAAGGAUUCGACGGAUGCAUCAAGAACGUUUACCACAACAGCAAACUGUACGACCUGGCGCAUCCCGGCCUGUCCCGCAACAGCUUUGCCAAUUGCCCGCAGACCGAGGACAUGUGCUUGCAGUUGGCCGGCCACAGGUGCACGAUGCACGGCACUUGCGUGGGCAGCAUGGUGGAGCCGCGGUGUGAGUGCGAUCCCGGUUGGUCGGGCACCGACUGUCUUACGCCGACCAUUCCCACGACGUUCCGGCCGCAGAGCUACGUCAAGUACGCGCUGUCGUUCGACGCCGACCGGUUCAUGACGAAAAUCCAGUUGCGGUUCAGGACGCGCGAGGAACACGGCGAACUGUUCCGGGUCAGCGACCAGCACAACAGGGAAUACGCCAUUUUGGAGAUCAAGGACAGUAGACUGCAUUUCCGAUACAAUCUGAACAGUCUGAGGACCGAGGAGAAGGACGUGUGGCUGAGCGCGGUCAUGGUGGACGACGGCAAGUGGCACACGGCCAAGGUGUCCAGGUACGGUUCGUCGGCCAUUCUGGAGUUGGACGGUGGCGAGGGGAAGAACUACAACGAGACGUACCGGUUCGAGGGACACCAGUGGCUGGUGGUCGACAAACAGGAGGGCGUGUACGCCGGCGGCAAAGCCGAGUACACCGGCGUCCGGACUUUCGAGGUUUACGGUGAUUUCCAAAAAGGUUGCUUGGACGACAUAAGGUUGGAGGGCAAGUAUUUGCCGCUGCCACCGGCCACCAACGGCACGCAGUGGGGCCAAGCCACCAUGGCCAGGAACGUGGAGAGGAACUGCCCGUCGAACAAGCCUUGCGCCAACGUCAUCUGCCAGGAGCCGUUCGAGUGCGUGGACCUGUGGAACUAUUACGAUUGCACGUGCGGCGAAGGCCGCAUAAUGACUUCGGACCGGAAAGGAUGCGUGGACAAGAACGAGUGCCUGGACAGUCCGUGCCACAACGGCGGCGUGUGCCUGAACCAAGAUCCGCGGAUGCGGUACCGGUGCAUAUGUCCCGACGGGUUUUGGGGCGAGAACUGCGAGCUGGUCCAGGAAGGCCAAAAGUUGAAAAUCGGAAUGGGUGCGCUCGCGGCCAUUCUCGUUUGUCUGCUGAUCAUUUUGAUUUUGGUCUUGAUGUUUGUCGUGUACAACCGCCGGCGCGAGUCGCACAUCAAGUACCCCGGGCCGGACGACGACGUCAGGGAGAACAUCAUCAACUACGACGACGAGGGCGGCGGCGAGGACGACAUGACCGCUUUCGACAUCACUCCAUUGCAAAUCCCCGUGGGCGGAUCCAUCAACAACAUGCAUCCGCAAAAAUACAAAUAUCCGACCUUGCCCAGAGGCGUUGAGCCCAACGUCGGCAUAUUCAUCGAAGACCACAAGAAGAGAGCGGACGGCGACCCAAACGCACCGCCUUUCGACGACCUCAGGAACUACGCGUACGAAGGAGGCGGCAGCACCGCCGGAUCGUUGUCUUCGCUUAACACAGGCAGUACCGAAGAAGACCACCAGGACUACGAGUACUUGGUGGCCUGGGGAUCUCAUUUCGACAAGUUGGCCGACAUGUACAGCAGAGACCUCCCAGUCGAUCUCGACCUGGACGACGAGCAGUAAACUAGAAUAUGACGAAGAUGAUAAAUGACAAAUUUACAACGUACAACAGCUGCUGCGACAGCUAUUAUUAAUUGAUUAGUCGAUCGAAAAUUGUACCUACUAUUUUUUUUUUGGGGGGGGCUACAAAUGAACUGAAAAUCUAGU